Dermacentor andersoni is the source of this 1247-nucleotide messenger RNA. Its product is annotated as acidic phospholipase A2 PA4-like. Gene Ontology annotation, molecular function: A2-type glycerophospholipase activity. NCBI's taxonomy places the organism in Eukaryota, Metazoa, Arthropoda, Arachnida, Ixodida, Ixodidae. The record is from RefSeq and is a predicted model, not a curated record. Gene Ontology annotation, biological process: phospholipid metabolic process; arachidonate secretion.
GCUCCUCCAUCCGGCCAUGCGCGCUCGGGACCCCGCAGGCUGCGGUUCAUGAGACGGCUUCUGCUGCUGCUCGCCGCCCUGGCGGCGGCCGCGCACUCGGUGACGGUGCUGGACAGCUGGUGGCCGGAGCAGUCGGCGCUGCUCCGGAGGGCGUCGGACGGCCGCCGCGUGCUGCGGGCCGUGCUCCGCGACGGCCGCGUCGCCGAGUGCGAGCGCGGCGACGCCCGGGAGCUGGGGCGCUUCCUCGACGAGGUGGCCGCCCACUUGCGGUGCCGCGGGAGCAACGCCACCGGCCCGCCGUGCGACUACCGGCUGCACCAGCUGCGGUCGCUCGAGUGGCAUCGCAUGAGGCGCGCCUGUGGCAGGCUGCAGCGGAGGAGGCGCCGCCGGGAUCUGUUCCUGUACCCGGGAACCAACUGGUGUGGCUCGGGAAGUUCGGCGCGCAGGAUAAACGAGCUCGGAGCCAACUCGCGGGCCGACCGCUGCUGCCGCGAGCACGACCACUGCCCCUUCACCAUCGAGGCGUUCCAGAGGAGGUUCCACUUGUUCAACUACAGGCUGCACACGCUCAGUCACUGUGAAUGCGACGAGAGGUUCCGGAGCUGCUUGAAGAUGACCAACAACGGGGCUUCGCAUAUGGUGGGCAAGCUGUACUUCAACGUGGUGCAGACUAAGUGUUUCGUCUUCAAGUAUCGCCAUGUCUGCGAACUGCGUUCCUGGUGGGGCAAGUGCCUCAAGCGAGAGAAGCGCAAGGUCGCCGUGCUUCGGGCCGGCGUGUCCUACUGACAGUCUCCACGUGUUACGGUACAGCCCUUCAGCAAAAGUGCAUUCACCAAGGCUUCCGUGACAGAAGAAAGAAAUCUUUUGCAGCUAUGUUAUGUAACCUCAAAUUGAGUCUUAAUCCGACUAUGGGAACAUCGCAGUGCGCUUCGUCUGUUUAUAUUCGAUUGUGUAACCAAGGUACAUAGAAAUUGAGGAGUUUCAUAGAACAUGUCUGUAUACCCUUUCUCACAUGCUUACAUAACCACGACGAUAUGUGCAUUAUCCCGCAAUUUGCAGAUCGGAAUCUCUGCGAUUAAAUGCGCAGAAAUUACUUUUGACCAUGUAAAACCUAAGAUGUUCCUAAAUGUUGGGACGAAUGUGGUGUGCUUUCACAUGUUUCUCUCGCUAGUGCUUGUGCUGUUGCAUUUAAUUUACGUGCCGUGUCCUGUAGCACGAUAUGUAAAUAAAUGCUUCCGUUCAUCCCA